AUUUUUGUAAUAAAAUGUAAGGUGAGAAGAGAAUAAUUGAAUGGAAUGAGUUAGCAGAUCAUUGUAAUCGUACAUCACUUUGGGUGGUGAUAGAAGGAUAAGUGUUUGAUGUAACAACAUAUUUAGCAGAACAUCCAGGAGGUGAUGAUAUUCUGCUUAAAUAUGGUGGAUUAGAUGGGACUGAAAAGUUCAAAGAAAUGAACCAUUCUAAUUAUGCUCGUUCUCUAAGAAAUGCUAGAUUAGUUGGAACACUUACUUCAGAUUCUUAACCAAGUGAUUACUUAAAGAUUGUCAAAUCUAAAAAACAAAAAGUAUAAGUGUGAUAAUAACCUUAGAAUAAUGUUAAUCCAAAUCGUUAAAUUACAUGGGAAGAAUUAGCAUAGCAUAAUACAAAAGAUGACUUAUGGAUGGUGAUAGAAGGAAAAGUUUAUGAUGUUACAGAUUUUUAAGAUGAUCAUCCAGGAGGUCCAGCAAUUUUAUUGGGAAAAGGUGGUGAUGAUGCAACAGCAGCAUUCCACGACGCAAAUCAUUCUCAAAGUGUGUUCAAGUAAUUGGAAACAUUAUAAAUUGGGGUCAUACACGGUAUAAAUAUAUUAAUAUUUUAAAGGAGUGAAACCAAAAGCAAGUGGAAGCAGUUCAAGUACAAGUGCAGUUUUCUUUAUUCUUUUGAUUUUGGCAAUUGCAGCAGGAAUAUUUUUUAUUAGAAAUUAGAAUUAAACAUAAUGAAAAUUAUAAAUAAAAUUAUAUAAAUAAUUUAAGGGAAUUAUUAUUUAAAAUCUAAAAUUCCUAUAUUCAUUUAGGACAAUACAAAGGUCUUUGCUUAGAAUUUGAUGAAAGUAUGAAUGAUUUAAUAAGAAUUACUUGAAGCAGAAUGAUAAUAAUUAUUAAUAAUCGAUUUUAGCUGCAGCAGCUAAGCACAAUAUCUCUUAAGAGAUUCCAAUGACUGUUCAAUUAAACAAAGUUACAGCUUAGAAUGAUGUCC
Paramecium sonneborni is the source of this 982-nucleotide messenger RNA. The record is from the annotation of a GenBank genome assembly. Lineage: Eukaryota; Ciliophora; Oligohymenophorea; Peniculida; Parameciidae.